AUGGACUCAUCAAAACCAUCCAACAGAAUAAGUGACAUUGUGAGGCUCAAGCAGAAGCUUAAGAAAUGGAGGAUACAAGCACAUGAGGCUAAGGUCAAUGGUGGCAACACCGACGACAACGAUGGUAGCAACAACAGCAGCAACAAUGCUAAAAAGGGUUCCUUAAAUAGGAGCAAUAGCAAAGGCAAUACCUUUAUAAAGAGGAGGACGCUCUCUUUCACGGACUUAGCAGCCAACAACGGGAUGUCAAGCAAAGGCUUCCUGCCCCUUGAUGAUACUAAGGCCAAUAUCAGCAACUCCGGCAGCAACAGCAGCAGCAGCAGCAGUACUAAAAAGGGUUCAUUGACUAGGAGCAACAGCAUCAAAGGCAUCAAUUUCCUGAAAAGGACUCUCUCUUUCACCGACCUCUCAGCCAACAAUGGGGUGCCAAGCAACAAUGCUGUCCCCAAAGGUUUCUUGGCUGUUCAAGUCGGUGAGGAGAUGAAGCGCUUUGUCAUCCCGACAAAGUACUUGAGUCACCAAGCAUUUAGCGUCCUGCUGAAAGAAGCUGAGGAGGAGUUUGGUUACCAGAAGGAAGGUGUUCUGAGGAUUCCCUGUGAAGUAGAAGUGUUCGAGAACAUCUUGAAGGCGGUUGAGGAAAAAAACAGCUCACAGGCUAAACAAGGCCUUAAGUUCAGCAGAAAUGAUGGGAUUGUAUGUGGUUCAUCAGAUAGUCAGAGCCUCUCACAAGCUCAACAUCCCCCAACCCCAAUGUGCAGAUAAUAUACAUCAAUCUAAUUCCUUUCUCCCCCUUUUUUUAUACCUCAUUAGAAGCAGGAAGAAAGUUGAUAUAUAGAAAAUGUGAGAGAAAGCAUGCUGACUAAUAGCAUCAUGUCCGAAGCUCAUGUAAUUUGACGAGUUUAAAUACCAUUGUAAUUUGACUUCCGAGUUAUCGGCUAUAGUAACCGAA
Messenger RNA from Chenopodium quinoa (quinoa), 949 nucleotides. Its product is annotated as probable cyclin-dependent serine/threonine-protein kinase DDB_G0292550. Bases 1 to 762 code for a protein of 253 amino acids. The transcript has a single exon. Lineage: Eukaryota; Viridiplantae; Streptophyta; Magnoliopsida; Caryophyllales; Amaranthaceae. The record is from RefSeq and is a predicted model, not a curated record. Gene Ontology annotation, biological process: response to auxin.